AUGCCCUCCGCAAGCACAUCGACUCCGGUCAAAUUGUCACUACCACUGGAGUACCAGCAAGAUUUGUAUGCGGAGCUUGACGAUGAGGAUGAACUUAUCAUCCUUGCACGUGGACUGGGUCUUCUUCGAAUCGUCACGAAUGUUUUACACUCCUAUGACGCAGCAGGAAACAACCUUGUCGUUAUUGUUGGCGCCGAUGAGAGGGAGAAUGGGUGGAUUGGAGAGGCUCUCGCUGAACAUGCCGCCGUGAGCGGCAGCCCAGCUGCGAGAGGCCUAAAUCUGGUAAAUACGGACAUGGUAAGCGUAGGCACACGUGAGAAGAUGUAUGUACAAGGAGGUGUUUUUAGCAUUACGUCCAGGAUUCUAGUUGUCGAUCUACUCUCGAAGCUCCUGAACCCGGAAGCUGUGACCGGACUGAUCGUCUUGCACUCUGAAAGGAUAGUGGCUACAUCCGUCGAAGCCUUCAUUGUGCGCAUCUAUCGGCAAGGGAACAAAGUUGGCUUCCUCAAGGCCUUCUCAGACAGCCCGGAGCCAUUCAUUGGAGGAUUUGCCCCAUUGUCGAGCAUGAUGCGCAACCUUUUCAUUCGAAAGACAUCCCUAUGGCCACGCUUCCACGUCACUGUGGCUAAGUCGUUGGAGGGGCGUAAGAAAGCCGAAGUCAUUGAACUCGACGUCCCAAUGACUGAUACCAUGCGAGACAUCCAGAACGCGAUCUUGGAGUGUGUCGAGGUAAGUAUUGGUGAACUCAGGAAGACAGGUACGGGCCUGGAAUUGGACGACUGGACGCUUGAUAGUGCACUUCAUAAGAAUUUUGAUGUCAUUGUCAGAAGACAGUUGGAUCCUAUAUGGCAUCGCGUCAGCUACAGAAUCAGGCAGAUUGUCAAUGACCUCACCGUUCUCCGAAGCAUCUUGCAUGCACUCCUCACCUACGACUGUGUUUCUUUCAACAAAUACCUGGACACUAUUCUCGCAGCGCAUCAGCCUCCUCCAGGCUCGAACCGUCAAAAUCAAUCACCUUGGCUUUUUCUAGAUGCAGCAAAUACUAUUUUUGAGACCGCUAAGCGUAGAGUCUAUGCUGGGAGGCCGACGGAAGGCGACACUUCGGGUCUGUCUAGCAACCUGCCAGGUUCCCUCCAUCCUGUGCUUGAGGAGCAGCCAAAGUGGGCGUUACUAGCUGAGGUUCUCGACGAAAUAGAACGAGAUGCUUACUUCAACCCAAGUCUUCGUGAUGACUCAAAUAAUAUAGUUCUAAUCAUGUGCUCAGAUCAGGGAACGUGCCGUCAGCUGCGUGAAUACAUUCAAAACAUGCAUAUCCAUCUCAGACCGGACGGAGAAAGUACCGCAGGAGAAGACGAAGACUAUUUCAAACCUUCUGCAGACUUCACGAUGAGGAGAAAGCUGCGCAAAUACUUGGACUGGAAAAGAGACUUCGCCAAAAUUAGUGCCUCGCUUUUCGCUGAAAAUCAAAAGGCCUUAGAAGGUUUCACUUCCGUGAGUGAUCAACGAGGCUCAAAAGGCUAUCGGGGCAAGGGUCCCCCAAACAAGAGACGCCGCGUUCGAGGGGGAGCUGCUACGGCUGCUGGUGGAGGAAGACCACUUUCUAGUGCGAUGCAGGUUGCUGAGGAAAAGGGAUCCCAUGUUGCUACGUUGAUGGCGGAAAUACAACCAGAUGAAGCAGAUCGAGAAUUGAAAGAUGAGACUGUGAUCGAUGACCUUGACGAUUUGGAAGACUUUUACGAACUCUAUGAUAUGAGCGAACUUGUUGUGAUUCACCCAUAUGAUGGAGACAUGGACGAACACUUGCUUGACGAAGUGAGGCCAAGAUACGUCAUUAUGUAUGAGCCUGAUGGGGCGUUCAUUCGGCGCGUUGAAGUUUAUCGGAGCUCGCACAACGAUCGAAACGUGCGGGUGUACUUUCUCUAUUAUGGAGGCUCAGUCGAAGAGCAACGGUACUUGAGCGCAAACAUGGCAAUCACAAUUACCCAUGAUCCGACAGCUGAUGAUCCUCAAGAGGCUUUUCUGCGCACGGUGAAUACCCGUAUUGCUGGGGGCGGCCGAAUUGCAGCUACUGCUGAGCCACCACGCAUUGUGGUAGACGUCCGCGAGUUUCGCUCGUCACUGCCCUCUUUAUUGCAUGGGCGUUCCAACAUCGUUGUACCUUGUAUGCUCACUGUGGCGGACUACGUCUUGACUCCCAGCAUCUGCAUUGAGCGAAAGUCCGUCCGCGACCUCAUCUCCUCCUUCAAAAGCGGCCGCCUAUUCAACCAAGCGGAGACAAUGCUCCAGCAUUACAAAUUUCCAAUGCUUCUGAUCGAAUUCGACCAGAACAAGUCGUUCACGUUUGACACAUUUGGCACCGACCAUACGACGGCCUCGCUUAAGGCCGACAAUCCAUCCGACUUGCAAUCCAAGAUCACGCUGCUCACAUUAGCCUUCCCACGACUAAAGAUCAUUUGGUCCAGCAGCCCAUAUCAGACAGCUGAGAUCUUUGAGGAACUGAAGAAGCAGCAAGAGGAGCCUGAUCCGAUCAAAGCCGUCCAGAUUGGCCUUGUUGCAGGUGAAGAUCCUAGUGACCAGAGCUUCAAUCAGACACCGCAGGACAUGAUGCGCGCCAUUCCUGGCGUCACGGAGAAGAACCUCAGCAGAAUCACUCUAGAAGUGCAGAGUCUCCAGGAAGUCAGCAACCUGACGGAAGAUGAGCUGGAUUUGAUCGUUGGCAAAGAAGCAGGCAGGCAAAUCCAUCGAUUCUUGAAUCGAAGCGUAUUAGAUGACUGA
Molecule: messenger RNA, 2775 nt
Organism: Bacidia gigantensis
Lineage: Eukaryota; Fungi; Ascomycota; Lecanoromycetes; Lecanorales; Ramalinaceae
Exons: 7
Coding region: 1-2775 (924 amino acids)
Biological process (GO): nucleotide-excision repair involved in interstrand cross-link repair; resolution of meiotic recombination intermediates; double-strand break repair via single-strand annealing, removal of nonhomologous ends
Cellular component (GO): nucleotide-excision repair factor 1 complex
Molecular function (GO): single-stranded DNA binding; damaged DNA binding; single-stranded DNA endonuclease activity
Source: RefSeq, a predicted model, not a curated record